Messenger RNA from Durio zibethinus, 2330 nucleotides. Lineage: Eukaryota; Viridiplantae; Streptophyta; Magnoliopsida; Malvales; Malvaceae. The record is from RefSeq and is a predicted model, not a curated record.
GGGUAAGCAAAACAUGAGACGUCAAUGGUGUGAGGAAAGAUGCCCGUUAAAAAUAGAAAAAUGGAAAACAGCAGGGGAUUUAGGUAGGGAAUAAUUGUAACGUUGUUACCAAACCUUCUAUGAAAACGAAGACUGUAGCAUUUAACCCUUGAACAUUUAAUCCCAUAAUUUGAUUCUCUCUCUCUUUCUCUCACUGUCACAGUGAGUCCCCUUUGGCUCUUUUUUGCUUUAAUAUUUUUUCCUCCUUGCUUUUUCUCUCUUUUCUUGUCUCUUUCCCUUUCAUCUUGCUCUCCACACUCACUCCACUUUAUACACUCACCCUCUCAAAAAAACCAAGAAAAUCUUUUCCUUGUUAUUGAAAAACCCAUUAAAAAGCCCACUGUUUUACUCUUGCUCACACUUGUUCAUUCACUUUUCUCCAAAAGACCCAGAUUCUAAAUUCGAUUUUGUGUUUCUUCUCAAUGUGUAAAGCUUGAAUCUUUUUUCAUAUCUAAGAGCUCUUUAUUGGGUUUGAUUUUUCUUGUGUGAAAGUAUCAAUGGGCAAAACUGGGCUGGUUUUGGUUGUCGCUUUUUUGCUUCUUCUUCUUGGAGGAGUCUCUUUAGCUCCUCCUACUUCUUCACCUGCGAAGAUCGUUAGUGGGUUUUUCUCUAAUGUUUUAUCUGCUUCUAUGAAAUGGUUAUGGUCACUCAAAACUAACACCAAAACAGCAAUUAAUGGCCGUCCAAUGAUGAAGUUUGAGGGUGGAUACACUGUGGAGACUGUGUUUGAUGGAAGUAAGCUUGGGAUUGAGCCUUACACUGUUGAGGUUUUGCCUAGUGGGGAGCUGCUGAUUUUGGACUCUGCCAAUAGCAACCUUUAUCGGAUUUCUGCUUCUUUAUCUUUAUAUAGUAGACCAAGGUUGGUUGCUGGAUCCCCAGAGGGACACCCUGGACAUGUAGAUGGGAAGCCCAGAGAGGCAAGGAUGAACCAUCCAAAAGGGCUAGCUGUAGAUGACAGGGGGAACAUUUAUAUUGCAGACACCAUGAACACGGCAAUCAGGAAGAUAAGUGAUGCAGGUGUUACAACAAUUGCUGGUGGGAAAUGGAGUCGGGGAGGGGGACAUGUUGAUGGACCAAGAGAAGAUGCAAAGUUUUCUAAUGAUUUUGAUGUGGUCUAUGUUGGAAGCAGUUGCUCCCUUCUCGUGAUAGAUAGAGGCAACCGAGCUAUCAGAGAGAUUCAACUGCAUUUUGAUGACUGUGCAUAUCAGUAUGGAAGUGGUUUUCCUCUUGGAAUUGCUGUACUUGUUGCAGCUGGCUUCUUUGGUUACAUGCUAGCUUUGCUGCAACGUAGAGUGGGCACCAUUGUAUCAUCCCAGAUUGAUUCAGUUAAAGUGAAUGCUACCGUAUUGAGUCCUUAUCAGAAACCCCUGAAAUCAGUCAGGACACCUUUAAUUCCAACUGAAGAUGAACAAGAGAAGCAAGAAGAAGGCUUCUUUGGAUCCCUUGGGAAGCUUUUUGUCAAUGGUGGUGUUUCUGCUUUGGAAAUUUUGGGAGGAGUAUUUCCUGGUUUUAGAAAGAAGCCGCUAAGCUAUCAAUAUCAGAGCCAGCACCAACAACAGAAGCACUCGAUGUCUUGGCCUGCACAAGAGAGCUUUGUGAUACCAGAUGAAGAUGAGCCCCCAUCAAUUGAUACCCGAAACCCCACUCCACGGAAAACAUACCCUUUUAUGUCCAAAGAUGCAGAAAAGAUCCAUCAGUUGCGUCAAAGCCGGGCCUUCUACAGUGGAUGGGAUGCAAAUAUGCAGCAGCAGCAGCAGCAGCAGCAGAAACAGCAACAUCAUCAUCGCUAUCAGUCAUCUACCCCGCAAACUUACUAUGAGCAGAGCCAUGAGAAAACGAAUGAGAUUGUUUUUGGGGCAGUUCAAGAACAAGAUGAGAAGCACGAAGCUGUGGUCAUAAAGCCUGUUAAUUACGGAGACAACACGUAUGAUCAUCACAAUUUUCGCUUCCGAUCAAAUUUGGGUUACAGUUGUGACUAUUAAACACAACAUAGAUUUUGGAGUAAUUACCUCAUUCCAGCAUGAUGUUGGUCCUUAAAAAUUUAGGAUAGUUAAAGAUUUGUUCACAGAGAAAUGAGUGUCUGUGGCCUGUGGAGCAGCUUUAGUGCUACAUGGAGGGGUUGGGCUUCACUCUCAGGUCAACUGGCCUAAAUUUUGUAAGGCUGCUUGCAUUAAAUAUCCUGAAACUCUCUUAUAUCUGAUUCAAGUCUUUUUCUGGGAGCUGUAUCAAAAAUACCUUACAAAUGCUACCAUGCUUUAAACUAUUUAAUUAAUGAAUUUAAUCAAUCUUAA